AUGGACUCAGCAACGUGGGAGCGAUUUGUACGAUUACGCACAAGCUGUUCAGGUGGAAUCUUUUAUACCAGCCAAGCAGCAUUGUCACCGGUAGACCGUCGGGGGAAUGUCUUGGUCGCUGGACAUACAAUGGGUGAUCUGGACGGGCACGGCAAUGCUGGCGGGAAGGAUAUUUUUCUGGCGAUGUUCGACAAGACAGGUGAUUGGAAAUGGACGCAACAGCAUGGUGGCACAGGAGACGAUGAAGCCAUGGCAAUGAAACUGGAUUCAUUGGGCAACAUCCUCAUUGCAGGAGAAACCACGAGCUCUCUUGAUGGGUGUGUCCAUGCCGGGAGCUCCGAUAUGUUUCUAAUGAAGUUUGCUGAAGAUGGACAAUGGCAGUGGACCCAACAACGCGGGACCCCUCGUUUUGAUGCUGCGUGGGCUCUGGAAAUUGAUGACUUCGACAGGAGUGUUGUUGCAGGUUACAGUGGUGGCGCUCUUGACGGCAAUCAGCAUGCUGGAAGUUCAGAUAUUUUUGUUAUGGUGUUCGACCGGUCGGGGGAUUGGCUUUGGACUCAUCAACGUGGUAGUGAGCACUGGGACUAUGUGCGCGCUAUGCAGUUGAGUGGACCUGAUGUGAUUCUCGUGGGGUCCACACAAGGGUCCCUGGACAAUGCCAGCUUCCAUGGAGGUGAAGACAUUUUUGUGAUGAAGCUCCAUUCGGAUUGA
Molecule: messenger RNA, 711 nt
Organism: Durusdinium trenchii
Lineage: Eukaryota; Dinophyceae; Suessiales; Symbiodiniaceae
Source: the annotation of a GenBank genome assembly